GUCUCUCCAGCAGCGUUAAACUCAGUCAAACAUCUUGAUAUUUUCUUUCUUUUAAAAGAAUAGUCUUGCCAAGACACACAAGAGAGCUUUAUCGCAUUACCUUUACCUUUACUUAAUUCAGAUUACCUGCCUGUCAAGUGCACUUCUCAAAUCAGAGCUGCAGAAUGCAUGACGGUGAUGCUCUGCUGGCUGGUCCUUCCUCAUCUCCAGCACUGAAUGGAUCAAAGAUAGCUGCGAGUUCUCCACCCACGGCUGUUCAUCCUCAGACUACAACCGCAGAGGGUUUGGCUCAUAGCAUCAGAAGCAAGUUUCUGAAUGAGCUUCAUAAAGUCCCAUUACCAUCCUGGGCUCUGGUGGCCCUCGGCUUCCUCAUAGUCCUCAUCACGCUCAGCUGCUGCCUGUGUUUCUGCAAGAAGAUGAUAUUUAAAAAGAAAAAGGAAAAGGGUGGGAAAGAGAAAAAUGAAAAGAACAGCAUUAACCUGUCAAACGUGAAAGAGGACGGAACAAAACAGGCUGUUCAUCACGGCACUGAUUCUGAUCACAAGGAAGAGGAUUCUGAGUCUAAAGAGGCUGCAAAACUUGGAAAACUUCACUAUACCCUUGACUACAACUUCACUGACAGCGCGUUAAUUGUAGGUGUGGUUGAGGCAGAAGGUCUUGCUGCGAUGGAUAUUAGCGGCACUUCGGAUCCAUAUGUGAAAGUCUACCUCCUCCCUGACAAGAAGAAAAAGUUUGAGACAAAAGUUCACAGCAAAACACUAGAUCCAACAUUUAAUGAGCACUUCACCUUUAAGGUUCCAUAUGCAGAGCUCGGAGGAAAGACGCUGGUCAUGACAGUGUAUGACUUUGACCGUUUCUCCAAACAUGAUGCUAUUGGGGAUGUGAGGGUGCAGAUGAAUAAAGUGGACUUCAGUCAGCUUACAGAGGAGUGGAGAGAUCUGCAGAAAGCAGAGAAAGAGGAGCAUGAGCGGUUAGGUGAUAUUUGCUUGUCUCUGCGCUAUGUACCGACUGCUGGAAAGCUGACUGUUGUCGUUCUAGAGGCCAAAAACCUCAAAAAAAUGGAUGUGGGUGGCCUCUCAGACCCAUAUGUAAAAAUCCACCUGAUGCAGAACGGCAAAAGGCUGAAGAAAAAGAAAACCACAAUUAAGAAGAACACACUGAACCCGUAUUACAACGAGUCAUUUAGCUUUGAAGUGCCAUCUGAGCAGAUUCAGAAAGUUCAGGUUGUGGUGACAGUCCUGGACUAUGACAAAAUUGGGAAGAAUGAUGCCAUUGGAAAGGUUUUCAUAGGACUGAACAGCACAGGAACGGAGCAACGCCAUUGGUCAGAUAUGUUGGCCAAUCCAAGAAGACCCAUCGCUCAAUGGCACGCCCUCAAACCUGAAGAGGACAUAGAUGCUGAACUGAUGAAGAAAUGAAGUUGUGUGUGAGCAUUUGUAUACAUGAAUAAUCAGUGGUUUGCUUUCAUUUGUGAAGUUUGUGCAUAUGUGUGCAUGUUUGUGUAUGUGGGGAAGGUCUGAGGUAGAUCAGGUAAAAUCUCAUCUUUUAAU
Messenger RNA from Cyprinus carpio (common carp), 1550 nucleotides. Its product is annotated as synaptotagmin Ib. Gene Ontology annotation, biological process: regulation of calcium ion-dependent exocytosis; regulation of dopamine secretion; calcium ion-regulated exocytosis of neurotransmitter. The record is from RefSeq and is a predicted model, not a curated record. Gene Ontology annotation, cellular component: dense core granule; synaptic vesicle membrane; axon. NCBI's taxonomy places the organism in Eukaryota, Metazoa, Chordata, Actinopteri, Cypriniformes, Cyprinidae. Gene Ontology annotation, molecular function: calcium-dependent phospholipid binding; syntaxin binding; phosphatidylserine binding.